Emys orbicularis (European pond turtle) is the source of this 491-nucleotide messenger RNA. It is a transcript of the gene SSNA1, whose product is annotated as SS nuclear autoantigen 1. NCBI's taxonomy places the organism in Eukaryota, Metazoa, Chordata, Testudines, Emydidae. The coding region runs from base 16 to 369 and encodes 117 amino acids. Gene Ontology annotation, cellular component: centrosome; ciliary basal body. The record is from RefSeq and is a predicted model, not a curated record. The transcript has 3 exons.
GGGGCCGGGGGCGCGAUGACUCAGCAGGGGGCGGCGCUGCAGAGCUACAACAACGAGCUGGUCAAGUGUAUCGAGGAGCUGUGCGCCAAGCGGGAGGAGCUGAGCCAGCAGAUCCAGCAGGAGGAGGAGGAGAAGAGCAAGCUGCAAAACGACAUCCGGCUCCUGACGGAGAAGCUGGCCCGCGUCAACGAGAGCCUGGCUCGCAAGAUGGCCACCCGCAACGAGUUUGAGAAAACCAUUGCCGAGACCGAGGCUGCCUACACGAAGAUCCUGGAGAGUUCCCAGACGCUGCUCAAUGUCCUGAAGAAGGAAGCUGGGAAUCUGAGCAGAGCCACAGAACUGAAAAGUAGCAUCACAAAGGAGAGCUGAGCAUUUGGACUCAAACGGUCUGGCAGUCACUCUAGGGAGCUGCAGCGCUUUCUGAGCCUGGCCCACACUGGCAGUCUGAUCUAGGGGCUUGGAGUGGAAGCAAUGUCUAAUAAAGUCUUUGU